GGCGAACAGAAGGAGGUAAAUGUCAGUAUUGACUGGUUAGAUAAAUUUGACAAACAAUAUAAAAAGUUUCGCAAGGUGCAAGGAUGACCAAAAAACAGCCUCGGGGGGCAGGGGGUAACAGAAGUGGGAAAAACCGUGCAACACUCAUGCGUUACACUACUGUCGUAAAACGUGUAUGAAUGCCGUUGCAAUGGCGUUUGCUGCGACGGCACUUUGCGGCAGCAGGGAAAUCGAGGAGAAAGCAGCGACAACCAUCGCCAGCGGAAACGUUAUCGCCCCAGAAAACCCUGGAUUUAAGCAAUAUUCGAUGAACUAGCUCGUAUAUUGGUUGUAUAUGCCUUCGCCUUGUGGAUGAAAUUGUGUUCAACGUUUUCCAAGUGUCAAUCACCACCUUAAUGCAGUGGGAUGGCCACAGUGCCGCCUGGGCCUAGUAGCGUACUGCCUGCAUCCCCGGCUGAAAUUCCUCCUUUCCCCGUGGCUGGGAGCGCGGAGCCGGCGGUGGAAGACGGAGAGCCGGCGUGCCACGGGGAGCAGUGUGUGCCCGCCGGUACAGGGACGAAGUCUCAGUCGGUAAACGAAGUCAAAAGGUCGGUCAAGAAGAAGCAGAAAAACAUGCUAGCGCGAGCUAGCCCGUCGGCGCUUCACCUUAAAAUGCAAGCCCGAGAGCAGCAGCAGUUGAACGGCUUGGCAAGCCCCUCAGAGGACCCUGACAGCCACCAGCACGUAGGAAGCCGGCCUGACAAUCCCAGAUCGUCCGUAGACAACUGUGACAACAGUAUUGGCAGCAACGAGGAGGCUCCUGCCGCUAGGAACAAUAGUGAGCACUGCCAACACGAAGGCCACAGCCCCUGUUCCAAAAACGGCAGUCACUCUCCUCAUGGUAACAAUAGCGUGAACGGGAUGCCGGGUUUCACUACAGCUGAGGCGGCCUGCGAAGCGGGGAAAGAGUUGGACCACACGCCGCCCUCUAGACCUUCGAGUGACGAGCAGCCGGACGCUGCUGGGCCCGGCGGUGAGGAGAGCCAGGCUGACCUGCAGCAGCCGCCGGCCGAGGAGCUCGCCCGGCUCGACUUGAGCGGCUCCCCCGGGGAGAACCACGGCAUCCGCUAUGUCCGCUAUGAGUCCGAACUUCAGAUGCCGUGGAUCAUGAGACUGAUCACCAAGGACUUAUCUGAGCCUUAUUCAAUUUACACUUACAGGUACUUCAUCCACAACUGGCCGCAGCUCUGCUUUCUGGCCAUGGUGGAGCAGGAGUGUGUCGGAGCCAUUGUAUGUAAGCUUGACAUGCAUAAGAAGAUGUUUCGUCGAGGUUACAUUGCCAUGCUGGCCGUGGAUUCGAAACACAGAAGGAAAAGCAUAGGUACUAAUCUGGUGAAAAAGGCCAUCUAUGCCAUGGUGGAGGGCGACUGCGACGAGGUUGUAUUGGAGACUGAGAUCACCAACAAAUCAGCCCUGAAGCUCUACGAAAACUUGGGUUUCGUCAGAGACAAGCGGCUCUUCAGAUACUACCUGAAUGGAGUGGACGCGCUGCGGCUCAAACUGUGGCUCCGCUAGCGGAAAACAGAAGGGACGGGAGGAGGACGGGACAGCAGGUGCUGUUCACCUCGAACACUUAUCAGCUUGACGGCCUCAGCUCUGCCCUGGUCAUUUCACUCUUAUAGUCACACAUACAGACACCUACACACACACACUUACACAUAUUCCUGUGUCCAAGGAGUAUGCACAUAAGUAUGCAUAAAACAAGCAGACACACCCUCCUUUUAUCCUUGACCUCUGAACAAGCGUUUAGGCAGAAAUGGACUGAAAUCCCAUCAGGUGUUACACGACGGGGGGUCUCCCGCUGCCUUCUGUGACGAGGGCGGGGCGAGUGAGGGUGACCUCAUUGACUGGGGGACAUUGUGACCUUGGAAGCUCGGGGGCGCCUCUUCAACCAGGUGUGAGGCAGCUCAGGUGAGGAUGUGCAUCCAGACUCCCCCACCCCCUACAAGAAAAUAACAAAACAAAAAGGACAAGGCACCACACCAAAAUCCUGCAGAACCCGGGACAAAGCAGACUUAAAAAACACAAGGAAAAAAACUUUAAAAAAAAAAUCAUCACCACAUGAAACAAGGAAGUGGAGCGGUAAACACAGACUGGGAAGAUAUUUGUGGAGUUUAUUUUUGUUUUGUUUUCUCUUUUUUUACCCUUAUAUGUUGGGCAGGGGGACGGAAAAAGCUAUAGUUUGUGUGUUUGUACCGCCUGGUGUUUUUCAGAAAGCAAGUGGCUUGUUUUUUUUUUCUUUCUUUCAUUUGCCGUUGGUUUCACUGUGAGCGAGUGAAGAACACAUUUGUAUGACUGCGUGUGCUUGGUAUGUUUUUGUUUCCCCAUCCUGUCCAGCAGGUGCAGCACUCCUCCCCCACCCCCUGUUGCUGCUGCUACUGCUGCUGCUGCUGCUGCUGCUUCUUCCAUCACCUGCCUCAGCCCCCAGGACUGAAGCCUGUAAAGAUAUGCAUGCUUUUUGUUUCAAUGUGAGCGCAGGAAUAAGAGCUUGUCGAUUAACCCAGACUGAGGCCAAUCCCCACCUCCCCAACUCCCUCUCCAAGAAGCCCAUUCUGUGUUUGUGUACGCAUGUUGGCGCAGAGCAGCUGAUUGAAACAAAUCACUCCAUUAGCACCUCAAACUUUGCCCGACUCGUGGACCUAAGCUUCACUGUCCUCAUCGUCCAACCCAGACAGGAUGUGGGUGAGGAGUUUUUUCUGUUUGCCUGCUUUUUGCAGAUCAUAACUUAUUUUUUUUCCCCCCCCAAAUGCACUGCCAGCUACUGGAAAAGUCCCCCCUCCCAAAAGAAAAAGGAGAAUACAGCAUGUUUAAAAGAGACUCCUCACCGAUGAUGGUGUGGUCCGACAUCUCCUCUGUUUACUAAUUUGCAAUAUUAGCCUGAAUCUCCUCGUUGCGAGUGCCACUCAAACCCAUCAGCGCCACAGCGAUCUGCCCGCUGAGUGGGCAAAGCUCUGCAGCCGCUUCCGGUCCGCCAAAGCACGAGAUCCGAGACAAAGUGUUACAUAUGCUGGAUUCCUGUAUGAGUGUGCUGUGUGCGUGCAAUUUAAAUUUAAAAAAAAAACAAAAAAAGAGAGAGAGAGAAAAAUUGAGAAGUAUUCUUAGCAGAUCAUAUUUUAUUCUUUUGUUCACUUUUACUUUGUUUCCAUUUGUCUACUUGACACCUGUAUAACCUCAUGCCGCUCUCAAGUGGCCGAGUCCAUAAUGCACUUCCCGGGCGCGUUAACUCGAUGCACCGCCAACCUCGCUAUAACAUUCUAAGAUCUCCUUUCCUGCGAACGGAUGCACCCGGGCGGUCCAACGACACACUAAAGCGGCAAAGAAAGCUUGCUUGAACAGCAUUGAACAAAGGUCAGAUGCACCUCUUUGGAAAUUUGCUGCAGUGUGUAUGCGUGAGUAUGAAUGUGUGUCUCCUGCUGUUUUUGACAAUGGUGUGGAUCAUGUUCUGUUAGACCUUUAAGUCUCUACUUUCAGAGUCCCACCCCACCCUGUCCCUGCCCCGCACAGGAAAAUCAGAGCCUCUAAAAGGUGCUGCCAUUUUGUUCUGGCCUUAUAAGGACAACAAGAACUCCUCGUUAGAUACAGGAAGGAACAAAAAAAAAAAGUGGACCCUUAUUUUUCA
This is a messenger RNA of Oreochromis niloticus (Nile tilapia), 3658 nucleotides long. It is a transcript of the gene naa30, whose product is annotated as N-alpha-acetyltransferase 30, NatC catalytic subunit. Gene Ontology annotation, cellular component: NatC complex. Gene Ontology annotation, biological process: N-terminal peptidyl-methionine acetylation. The transcript has 4 exons. Lineage: Eukaryota; Metazoa; Chordata; Actinopteri; Cichliformes; Cichlidae. Bases 406 to 1554 code for a protein of 382 amino acids. The record is from RefSeq and is a predicted model, not a curated record. Gene Ontology annotation, molecular function: protein-N-terminal amino-acid acetyltransferase activity.